GCGCGAUGUUCAGCACAAGAAAAGCUGCAGUCGAAGUAGAACGCCACUCACGACUUAAAUACCCUCACCGACUCAACUUCUAUGACAAGCCUCCAGUGGAGGACAUCACCAUCGAAGAGUUCGAGACCUGUGCCAUCGACAGACUACGCGUCUUAGCGGAGAUAGAGUCCGGUUUCGCGCGCAAUAGGCCGUACGACGAGUUGAAGACGAUCGCCAUCGCUCAGUGCGAGAAGUAUAUCCCGCUGAAUGCGACGAGCGCGACGACUGUGAAUCGGGAUGCGCAGAGGAGGAAGGAUCAUAUCGGACAUUUUGUGCUGAGGCUGGCGUUCUGUCGCUCGGAGGAGUUGAGACGGCGGUUUGUUAAGGCGGAGAUGACGCUAUUUCGCGUUCGGUAUGAUACGGAUGGGAACGACGAGCGGAAGGAGUUUCUGAACUCUAGGGACUUUAACUGGAUACAGGUGAAUGAGAAGGAGAAGGUGGGCCUUGCUGAAGAGCUGGCAGCAGCGUCUCCCGGGUUGGAUAUUAAUACUCAGGAUUUCUACAAGGUUCGAUGGACACGAGUGCCUGAUCUUAUUGAACGGAGAAAAGUACUUCUCAAAGCGGGAUGGGCUUAUGUUCCCGCCCGAGAACAGUCUAGCAUCGUCUUCCAGGAGUUCCAAGUGCACUUACAGAAUCAGCUGGAGAAAACAGCAAAGAGUCUACCCCGUCUAGACGAAGACAACCGUAUCGUUCCUAUCUUGAAUAAUCUGUCGCAAGGCUUCUUGGCAGGUGUCCCAUCGGAAUGGGGUGCGCCGGAGGGAUCAGGAGAAGAGAUCAGAGCGGACAUGAUUGACGACCUCGCGCGGAAACAUUUCCCCAUGUGUAUGCGCAACCUGCACGAGAAUCUCAAGAGGGACCAUCAUCUCAAACAUUUUGGGCGCCUCCAAUAUGGUCUCUUCAUCAAGGCUCUUGGUCUAUCGAUAGACGAAGCUGUUUUAUUCUGGCGCCGAUCAUUUAGUGGGAUGACUGAUGAUCAGUUCAACAAAGGCUACAAGUACAAUAUACGUCACUCCUACGGUCUAGAGGGUAAACGGGCAAAUUAUCCAGCAAAGAGCUGCCAACAGAUCCUUAUGACCGACCAACCAGGCUCGAACGACUCACACGGUUGCCCAUAUCGCCACUUCUCCGUAGACAACCUACAAACUGCCCUGCUGUCUACGUACUCUUCCCAAGGUCUCACCACCGCUGAUCUACCCGACAUCCUGAACUCGGUGAAGGGUGGACACUACCACGUUGCAUGCACCAGAGUAUUCGAAAUCACGCAUGCGAAUCAGGGAGUGAAGAAGAUGGAGGGCGUAGGUGGCGGUGAGAGUGUCACGCAUCCCAACCAGUAUGCUCAGCGAAGUAGAGAGUUGGAGAAAGCGAUGGUCGAAAAGGUGAAGAAGGAGGUUGGGGCCGAUGGGGACGGAGAUGUUGUCAUGGUCGGAUGAGCUCUUUAUUAUUGUUUUGUUUUCCGUCUUCCUCCGCAUCUCGUGUAAUGCUUUGUAGUUAUGAUGUUUAGUAUCUCGACUGGAAUUCACCGCAUCAGCAUUAGGCAUUCCAUCGUGUCGUACAACUGACCCG
This is a messenger RNA of Stereum hirsutum FP-91666 SS1, 1602 nucleotides long. RefSeq names its product DNA primase large subunit. Gene Ontology annotation, cellular component: alpha DNA polymerase:primase complex. The transcript is spliced from 8 exons. Gene Ontology annotation, biological process: DNA replication, synthesis of primer. The record is from RefSeq and is a predicted model, not a curated record. Bases 6 to 1469 code for a protein of 487 amino acids. NCBI's taxonomy places the organism in Eukaryota, Fungi, Basidiomycota, Agaricomycetes, Russulales, Stereaceae.